Drosophila ananassae is the source of this 1497-nucleotide messenger RNA. Its product is annotated as angiopoietin-related protein 4. NCBI's taxonomy places the organism in Eukaryota, Metazoa, Arthropoda, Insecta, Diptera, Drosophilidae. The transcript is spliced from 3 exons. The record is from RefSeq and is a predicted model, not a curated record. The coding region runs from base 197 to 1336 and encodes 379 amino acids.
GGAACCCAAUCCGAUAGCGACUUUUAUGGAACUCGGCGUAUCAGCCACAAUUCCGAAAACAAAAAACAAAAGUUCUUAUCGGAACUCUCCAGCUCUCCAGCUCUCCAGCUAAAAAGCUGGAGCCAUCAGUCUCCCCGCAUCAGUUUUAAUUCUUCCAGCGACUCUUCAGGAAGCAAGCUUUGUCCAAGCCCAAAAAAUGAUCCUCCGCGUGAUCCUCCUUAUUGGCUCUUUUUUAUUUUCCGCUUCUCUAGGAUGGGAAGCUUCGGCAUCAAAUUACUUGGACCUACUGAAGAGGCAUACGGACUUGCAGGAUAGGUAUUUGGCGUUUCACGAAAGCUGCUCGGAAUUGCAGAAAAAGUAUUUGGACUUGCGGGGAAGGGAUGUGGAUGAAUGUGCUGCGAAAUCAGAGUUACAAAAGGACUACUCGGACUUGCAGAAAAAUUAUACAGACCUACAGGAAAAAGACGGCGAAAUAUAUGACCAAAUAGGGAAGCUGCAAAAGGACUAUUGGGACUUGCAGAAGAGGUAUGCGGAGGUCCAGAACAACAAUACGGAAGUACUGCGCCAACUCAAUGAUGUGAAUGUUAGAUUCGCAAAGUUGCAGUCACAGCACCUGGAAGUCGGCCAUCUCAACGACCUGAUAGAUCAGAAAAAUAGGGAAAUUAAAUUAUUAAACGAUAAAAUCAGCGAUCUACAGGCAAAUAGUGAUCUUGCGGAGCUAACACGUAAGCUCAGCGUAGAGAUUGACAAAGUUGGAGAAAUAGUGAAGUCGCAACCAGAGACCAGAGCCCUUCCAGAUCACUGCCCACGAAACCGAAAUGAAACACAUAUUCUUCAAGAAAUCCAAAUCAGAGGCUCAGACCCGUUCAAAGUGGUCUGUAGGUCUGAUGACGAGAUGGGAUCUGGUUGGAUGAACGUUUAUCGCAAAACGUUUUCCUCAACUUCUUUUAAUCGCACUUAUGAUGAAUACGUAACUGGCUUUGGGAAUGUUGGAACGGAGGAUGAGGACGAGUUCUUCAUCGGACUCCAGCGAUUGCACCUUCUGACGAAUGGAGAGCCUCAUGAAAUGAUGAUUUACUUCUCUGAAAGGUUUCUAAGAUGCGGAAACUUUGUUAUCGGCCAUCGAAGCGAAGGAUAUGUGGUUAAAAGUACUAGCAAGUGUCCUGAAAGCAUUAUAAGCUUCACGCAGGGCACUAAGUUUUCUACAUUUGAUCGAGACGAGGAUACACGUCCUGAUAGUAAUUUGGCAAGUCUAUUUGGAUUUGGAUGGUGGUUCCAUACUCUUUAUGGAUUUCAUUUCCAUAGAAUAUUACGUAUGUUCAUUCGAAAGAUCUAAUGGGAAAAACAGCCAGGCCUUUUGGAAAAUGAGAAUUUUGAGAAAAAUAUCUCGGAAUAUGGGAAUAUUCACUAAAUAACUAUGCUAUGAUUAGGAGCGAAGAUGCACUGUUUUAUUUUUUCAAAAAAUGUUUAAUAAAAAGAGAAUUCAUUUAAAGAAGA